Molecule: messenger RNA, 8956 nt
Organism: Oncorhynchus mykiss (rainbow trout)
Lineage: Eukaryota; Metazoa; Chordata; Actinopteri; Salmoniformes; Salmonidae
Source: RefSeq, a predicted model, not a curated record
GUAAUAUGCAGCCUUCCGAAUUAUGACGCCGUCCAAUGAAAACAAAGGAUAAGACAGUGCGCACAUUUUCAAACUCAACUUUUGAAUCUAGCCAGAAAGCUAACGUUAUUCAUCGAGUGAAAGGUAUUUAGUUAGCCUCCGGGGAAAGGGACUUAUUUUUGUUUUAUAUAUACAAUGGCAGAGGAAUCUGCUGUCAAAGUCUGUGUACGGGUUCGACCUCUGAUAGAAAGGGAGGAAACUGCUGCAGAAAGCGCUGAGCCAGUCAAGUUUUAUUGGAAAGCGGAUAAGAAGACAAUUCAUCAGGUCGACGAUGGAAAUCUUACCAAGAACUUCAGCUUUGACCGUGUAUUUAGUGCUGAAGAAACAACUCUGCAGCUGUACCAGGAACUUGCAAAGCCUCUUGUUGUCUCCACUGUUGAAGGUUAUAAUGGAACAAUAUUUGCUUAUGGACAAACUUCAUCUGGAAAGACUUUCACUAUGAUGGGGAGUUCUCUUACUCCAGGAGUUAUACCCCUUGCCAUGGAGGAUGUCUUCCAGACGAUAAAAAAUUGUCCAAAAAAGGAGUUCCUCCUGAGGGUGUCAUACUUGGAGAUCUACAAUGAAACAGUGACAGAUUUGCUCUGUGACAGUUGGAAAAGGAAACCUCUAGAGAUCCGAGAGGGAAACAAUAAAAAUGUCUAUGUAGCUGACCUAACUGAGGAACUGGUGACAUCUCCUGAGCAAGCCCUUGCGUGGAUUAGAAAAGGAGAAAAGAAUCGCCAUUAUGGAAAGACAAAAAUGAACCAGCGAAGCAGUCGUUCGCACACAAUUUUCCGCAUGAUCUUGGAGAGUCGUGACAGGGGUGACUCUGCAUCUGGUGAAAAUUCAGACUGCGCCAUUAUUGUGUCCCAUUUGAAUUUGGUUGACCUGGCUGGGACUGAGCGAGCAAGUCAAACAGGUGCUGAAGGUACACGUUUCAAAGAAGGAUGUAAUAUAAAUCGCAGCCUGUUCACCCUCGGUCAAGUGAUCAAGAAACUGUCUGAUGAAACCCAGAAGGGUUUCACUAACUACAGGGACAGUAAACUCACCCGCAUUCUCCAAAAUUCCUUGGGUGGAAAUGCAAAAACUGUCAUCAUCUGCACCAUCACCCCAGUUACUCUGGAAGAAACACUUAGCACUCUUCAAUUUGCUAGUGCAGCAAAGAACAUGAAGAAUGACCCGCAUGUCACAGAGGUUUCUGAUGACGGAGCCCUUCUGAGAAGAUACAGAAAUGAAAUUGUAGAACUCAAGCGCAGACUUUUGGAGGUCUCAUCAGUCACUCAAACAACUGCGACAGAGAAGGAGACUCUGUCCCAGAUUUUGCAAGAGAAGGAUCAGCUCCAAAGAGAACAAGAAGACCGGUAUAAGAAUUUAACCAAACUUCUAGUCACUUCGGCAAACUUCGUUACCAUCAAAAAGAUGCCGAAACGCAGGGUUACGUGGGGUGGAAAACUGCCAUCACCAGCCUUCCACCAUGCUGGAGAGUCAGAUCUAAGCUUUGCUGAGCCUUUUCUCAAAAAGAGAAAAGCUGAUAUGUCUGUCUUGACAGAGCAGAAUGAAGAUGGCGAGGAGUUCGAUUCUACCUUUGACAUGGAGAUGAACCAGAGCAAUCUGACCGUGCGGGGUUUUGCAGAAAGUGAAUUUUUAUCUCCAAACCAACUGAACAAAUUGUCUGAGAAGGUGUCCUGUCUGGAGCUCCAGCUGGAAAAUGAGACUCAGCAGAAGCAGGAGGCCAUGGAGGAAGUGGAGACAUUUCAGAGGCGGGUUGUGGAACUGGAGAAGCAGCUAGAAGAAAAGUCACUAAUGCCUGCUGAUGCACAGUUGGACAAUGAGACUCAGCAGAACCAGGAAGCCAUGGAGAAGGUGGCUACUUUCGAGAUGAGGGUUGCUGAACUGGAGAAGCAGCUAGAAAAUUCUCAAAUGCCUGCUGAUGCACAGGAGCAGAUGAAAAGGGGAUUUGAAGAGACCAUUCAACUCUGUGAGACGUUGGUGUCUGAGAAGGAAAUGGUUGCUACUGAGCGUGAUUAUCUCAAGAAGGAGCUCAACAUCAUAAUGGAACAGACUGAAAAGUUGAAAAAAGAAAAGGCUGUACUUCUUCAGGAGAUGGAGGAGAAGAAAGAGAUAGAUGAAUUCAAUUCUUUGGAAGAGGAGAGCAAAAGAGAAUAUGAGAAAGAACUACUGAAUGACAUUUCCUCCUUAAAGAAGGCCAUGGAGGCCUCGGGACGCAAAUCUCAAGAGCUUGAGGCUAAUCUGGUGGCAAUGUCCGAGGAGCUGAAAAAGAAAGGCGACUGGGCAGAGGAACUACAAAGAUCGAGUGACGUUGACUUGGUCCAACAAGUGAAGCAGCUGCGACGCUCUCUGGAUGAUGCUGAGGGGUUGAGCCGUGACACUAAGAAGGAGUGGGCCCACCUGCGCAGUGAAAAUAUAUCACUCAAACAGAGGGCUGUCACACUAACUGCUGGCUAUGAGAGGAUGGAAGCUCAGGUGAAUGGCCUUCGACAUCAGUUGGAGACAGAAAAAUCGAGCUUCAAAAAGAUGCAAGUUGACCUUCAGAGGGAGUUACAGGGAGCCUUUGAGGAGAACACCAAGCUUACUACUCUUCUGGAUGGAAAAGUUCCCAAAAAUCUUAUAGACAGCAUUGAACUUGAGAAAACAGUUGCUGACCUGAAGAAAGAGCUGGAGAAGUCUCAUGAAGAUGAGCGAACCCUACAAGCUAAGAUCGAGGAUUUGAGUGCACUGCAGGAUCUUCCAGAUAAAGUCAACAGUUUUAUGAAGCAGGUAUGUGAUCUCACGGAGGACCUCUGUGCAGUCCAAAAAGAGAGAGACAUGCUGGUGUCUGCUAAGGCCUGCAGUGAGGAGGAAGCUCAUCAAUUCAGAGAACAUGUCCAGAGCUCCCAGGAGCAGCUAGUCAAACUUCAAGGUGAUCUGAGCAAAGCAGAGUUGAGGGAAAACGACCUAACCCAGCAGUGCACCGACAUCACUGAGCAACUGGAGACUCUCCGUAAGGACUUGGCGCGCUCCUCUCUGGAGAACAGUCAGCUUCUGACUACUGUGGAAGAGUCCAGCCUGAGACUGAAGGAGAAUGAACAGUAUCGCGCAUCAAUUGAAGAUCAAUUGUGUGGAAUGCAACAAGUCAUGAAAGAGUUGGAGGAGAAGCUUGCUGACUGUGAAUCAUCCAAGGAAAAAUAUGACCAUUUAUCCCAGGAACACCAAGAUCAGAUAAGGCAGCUGAGUGAGGAGGUGAUACAGGUCCAGGCAGAACUAAAACGGCAACAGCAUCUGAACUCAGAACAGCAGUCAUGUGCCCAACAAGAUGAUCAACAUCAGCUACAAAUACAGGAACUACGAGCUGCAUUGGAGACCAUGACAGAGGAAAGGAGCCAGUUGAACAGUGACUUGCAGCAAAAUAUGGAAAUGGUUGCAGAGACUCAGGGACUUCUCCAUUCCAUCCAAGAGGAGCUCAGACAACAGAAACAAGUGAACUCUGACCUUGAGAGCCAAAGUUUACAGAAGGAGUCUCUUCUAGAACAGCAGAUGAGGCAGCUGAGUGAUGCACUUGAGUCUGGGCAAGCUGAGAGAGAGCGUCUCCUGUCUGAGAAGACAGACAGCUCUCAGAAUCAUGCAGAGGAGUUGGAGAAGCUGCGCUCUACUGUGACAUCACUGACUGAAGAGAGAGACCAGCUCCAGGAGAUACUGGAGGGAAUCCGAGAGGAGAGGAACCAGCUCCAGGAGAUACUGGAGGGAAUCCGGGAGGAGAGGAACCAGCUCAAGAGAGACCUGGAGAAGAAUAUGGACAUGAUGAUUGAAAAUCAGGAGGAACUACGGGUGGCACUUGAAAAGAUAUACCAUCAAGAGGAAAAUAUGAAGCCUACGAAGACUGCAAAUCUAGAGGAGCUGCAAAGUCAGAUGAAGCAACUGAAUGAGGAGCUUGAGUCUGUGCGAACUGAGAGAGAGUGUCUCCUGUUUGAGAAGACCAAUAGCCUUCCGAAUCAUGCAGAGGAGUUGGGGAAGCUGCUCUCUACUGUGACCUCACUGACUGGAGAGAGAGACCAGCUCCAGGAGAUACUGGAGGGAGUCAGAGAGGAGAGGAACCAGCUCAAGAGAGAACUGGAGGACAAUGUGGAGAUGCAACAUCUGAACUCAGUACACCAGCCCCAUAGAGAACAUCAGGAGACUGACCUACGUUUGCAGAUGCAACUAGAGGCAGUGAAGGAGUUAGAGGAGCGACUGGAAGCUGUUAAAGAGGAGCGGAGCCAGCUGAAGACUGACCUUCAGGACAAUGUAGACAUGAUGAUUGAGAAUCAAGAGGAACUAAGGGAGGCUCAAGAGAAGAUCAAAUCGCUACAGGGGAAAAUCCAACGACUUCAGACUCAGAAUGCAGAUGUUGAGACAAGAUUGAACAACAGAAAUGUUCCAGAGAAUACGUCCUGUCUAGGAGAGCUGCAAAACCAGAUAAGGCAGCUGAAUGAGGAGCUCAAGUCUGUGCGAGCUGAGAGAGAGCGUCUCCUGUCUGAGAAGACAGACGGCUCUCGGAAUCAUGCAGGGGAGUUGGAGAAGCUGCUCUCUACUGUGACCUCGCUGACUGAAGAGAGAGACCAGCUCCAGGAGAUACUGGAGGGAAUCCGAGAGGAGAGGAACCAGCUCAAGAGAGACCUGGAGGACAAAGUGGAGAUGAUCAUACAAGUACAUACAGAACCUAAACAUCAGCAACAUCUGAACUCAGAGCAACAGACUGAGAGGGAACAUCAAGAAGCUCAACUUCAGCAGCAACUACAGCAGCUAGGAGAGGAACUGGAAACCAUGACACAGGAGCGGUGUCAGUUGAAGGGUGACCUGCAGGAAAAUCUGGAGAUGGCUGCAGAGACUCAGGGACUUCUCCAUUCCAUCCAAGAGGAGCUCAGACAACAGAGACAAGUGAACUCUGACCUUGAGAGCCAAAGUUUACAGAAGGAGUCUCUUCUAGAACAGCAGGCUAAGCAGCUGAAUGAGGAGCUUGAGUCUGUGCGAGCAGAGAGAGAGCGUCUCCUGUCUGAGAAGACAGACAGCUCUCAGAAUCAUGCAGAGGAGUUGGAGAAGCUGCUCUCUACUGUGACCUCACUGACUGGAGAGAGAGACCAGCUCCAGGAGAUACUGGUGGGAAUCCUGGAGGAGAGGAACCAGCUCAAGAGAGACCUGGAGGAGAAUGUGAAGAUGAUUGAAAACCAGGAGGAACUACGGGAGGCACUUAAAAAUAUGAAACCUAUGGCGACUGCAAAUCUAGAGGAGCUGCAAAGUCAGAUGAAGCAGCUGAAUGAGGAGCUUGAGUCUGUGCGAGCAGAGAGAGAGCGUCUCCUGUCUGAGAAGACAGACAGCUCUCAGAAUCAUGCAGAGGAGUUGGAGAAGCUGCGCUCUACUGUGACCUCACUGACUGGAGAGAGAGACCAGCUCCAGGAGAUACUGGAGGGAGUCAGAGAGGAGAGGAACCAGCACAAGAGAGACCUGGAGGGCAAGGUGGAGAUGUCCAUCAAAGUCCAGGAGGAGUUGAAACAGCAGCAACAUCUGAACUCAGAGCAACAGACUGAGAGGGAACAUCAAGAAGCUCAACUUAAGCAACAACUACAGCAGCUAGGAGAGGAACUGGAAACCAUGACACAGGAGCGGUGUCAGUUGAAGGGUGACCUGCAGGAAAAUCUGGAGAUGGCUGCAGAGACUCAGGGACUUCUCCAUUCCAUCCAAGAGGAGCUCAGACAACAGAGACAAGUGAACUCUGACCUUGAGAGCCAAAGUUUACAGAAGGAGUCUCUUCUAGAACAGCAGGCUAAGCAGCUGAAUGAGGAGCUUGAGUCUGUGCGAGCAGAGAGAGAGCGUCUCCUGUCUGAGAAGACAGACAGCUCUCAGAAUCAUGCAGAGGAGUUGGAGAAGCUGCUCUCUACUGUGACCUCACUGACUGGAGAGAGAGACCAGCUCCAGGAGAUACUGGAGGGAGUCAGAGAGGAGAGGAACCAGCACAAGAGAGACCUGGAGGACAAUGUGGAGAUGUCCAUCAAAGUCCAGGAGGAGUUGAAACAGCAGCAACAUCUGAACUCAGAGCAACAGACUGAGAGGGAACAUCAAGAAGCUCAACUUAAGCAACAACUACAGCAGCUAGGAGAGGAACUGGAAACCAUGACACAGGAGCAGUGUCAGUUGAAGGGUGACCUGCAGGAAAAUCUGGAGAUGGCUGCAGAGACUCAGGGACUUCUCCAUUCCAUCCAAGAGGAGCUCAGACAACAGAGACAAGUGAACUCUGACCUUGAGAGCCAAAGUUUACAGAAGGAGUCUCUUCUAGAACAGCAGAUAAAGGCUAAGCAGCUGAAUGAGGAGCUUGAGUCUGUGCGAGCUGAGAGAGAGCGUCUCCUGUCUGAGAAGACAGACAGCUCUCAGAAUCAUGCAGAGGAGUUGGAGAAGCUGCGCUCUACUGUGACCUCGCUGACUGGAGAGAGAGACCAGCUCCAGGAGAUACUGGAGGGAACCCGAGAGGAGAGGAACCAGCUCAAGAGAGACCUGGAGGGCAAGGUGGAGAUGAUGCAGCAGCUAGAGGAAGAAGGCACACACAUGAGAGAUGAGAGGGCCCAGAUUCAGGGAGACCUGCAGGAAAAUAUGGAGAUGGUCAUACAAGUCCAGAGGACAUUAGAACAGCAGCAACGUCUGAACUCACAACAGCAGGCUGAGCACGAACAACACGAGGACAAACUUAAACAACAAAUUAAGCAGCUGGAGGAGGAAUGUAAAGGUUUCAAAGAAGGACAGUUUCACUUCAAAGUCGAAGCAGACACCUCACACAAGAUGCUUAGUGACGCGAACGCAACCAUCUCCAUAUUGACAGAGCAGAUCAAUAACCUGGAGCAGAGCACCAGCUGUUGUACCACCAGUGCAGGAGAGGGACUGUGUUCCAGGCUGGAAGGUUCAAUGCAGAAGCUCCAGGUGUCACUGGUGAGGCUCCAGCUUGUUAUCAAUGGUGCUUCUAAGCCUGGACAUGGGCCCUUGGUUGAUGUCACACAAGUUGAAGAAGUCAUGAUGCUGAAACUGUUGCCCCUUCUUCCAAAGCCCACACAAAAGAUCUAUAGCAAUAUCAAUAGAUCUACUGUCCAGAUCACUAACACAGUGUGGGAUACAAAGGUGCUGCUGAAGCUGUGUGCCAAGGAUUACAAAACCCACAUUGAAGCCCUGGUUCAGAAUGACUUGGCUGUAUUUGAGGAGAGGAGACUCCAGGACCUGCUCCUCUGUAGAGCCCAGGCACCCAGUCACUCAGUCAAGGUGGUUGAGAAUGACCUCCUUGGAGUCUGGGACGAGAGACUGUCAGAGCUGUUGGACAGGAGAGAAGGUUACCUCCAGAAAAUGAACAGUGUUUUGAAGAAGCUUGAGGAGAGCCUGGCCGCUCACCCAGCAGCAGUGUCAGAGGAGCUGAGGGCGCGAGAGAGGAGCAACGAGGAGCUGAAUGCUCUAUGCAUGGUCCACUCACCGGACUCAGCAGCAGUGGAGAAUUUCCUGGAGCGAGAGCUGGCCCGGCGCUCUGCUUUGGCACAGGCCAACACACUGGCUCUCCAGGGAUUGCGAGAUGAGCGCUGUGGUUUGCUCAAAGAGCUAGGCGUGGUCCGAGCACAGGCUGACAGUCAGCUGAAAGAAGAGAGGAGUAAGACCUCUACUCUACUGCAGAUACUGGAGCGUGCCUCCGUCAAGACUGAAGCUGACCUGCUGAGGGACAACCAGCAACUUACCCUGAAACGUCAGCAGUUGGAUGGAGAAAUCAAGGAAAUGCAGAUGAGAGUUGAUCAGCUGGAAGAGGACCAGAUCAAAGCUGCUAAUAGUGUCUCAAACCACAAACAAGCCACCCAGCUACUACAAACUGAGCUUCAGGAUGCUUGUGCACAAGUCAAGGACAGGGAGGGCUCCAUUCAAGUCCUAAAAGAGAAACUCAGAGAGACUGAAGUUCUGGCUAAGAGAAGAGCAUCACCUAGUGCUCUUCAGCAUGAAGAGCUGAAAGCUAAAGUUUUGAAAAUGGAGUUGGAGAUGACUGCAUCGUCCUCUAAACACCAAGAAGAGUUACUGAGGAUGACGACGGUCCUGAACCACAAGGAGGACGCUCUGAGGACGCUGAAGGAGACUCUGAGAAGAUCACAACAGGAGGAAGCAGAGUCAUUCAAUGAGGGACAGGAUCUGCAUGCCAGACUGAUAACCGCCAGAGGACGCACGGUCCAAAGCAACAUUCUCCUUGAAAAGAACAAACUUGAGGAGGAACUGAAAAGGCUACAGAGCAAAAUUUCAGAAUUGGAGAGCCUUGUGUCCACUCAGCAAGGAGAGAUCACAAAGUGGAAGGCUAGAGCAAUUAAACUGAAGGAGAAGAAGAGGGACGUAGUAGACAAGCCUCUGUCUCCAUGUACUCCUACAAAACACCGCCUUCCCAUGAAUUCUGAGCAGUUCCUCAACUCUCCCAAGAGGUUCCUCGACUCUCCCAAGAAGUUCCUCGACUCUCCCAAGAAGUUCCUCGACUCUCCCAAGAAGUUCCUCGACUCUCCCAAGAAGUUCCUCGACUCUCCCAAGAGCAAGUUCUUCGAUGUCCGUCCAGGCUCUGAAUCCAUGUCGAUCAACUGUCCCAAGCAGUUUUUUGAUAACUCCAACCUUGGAACCAUUCAAGAGGUUGCAGGUAUUCCCAUAUCAGAAAUUGAGGCUGCUGGAAGUGCAGAAGAGGAUGCAAGCGCAAGCGUGGAUAAAAAGGACGAAUUUUGGCCUCUGUCACCAAAGCAAUCUGAUGUAUGCAAACAACAGUAAAUGUUUUACCUAAUUGUACUAAUCAUUGUCUAUUUUUCAACGUUGGAAAUAUUUUCAAUGUUUUUAAUUGUAUUUGUCAGUCAAUUUUAGCUUUGAUCCAUUUGAUUACAUGUUUUAUUGUUUAAAAUAAAGAGCUGUUUCUUGAAUAAGA